This is a messenger RNA of Parathielavia appendiculata, 1239 nucleotides long. RefSeq lists its product as uncharacterized. The record is from RefSeq and is a predicted model, not a curated record. Gene Ontology annotation, biological process: mitotic cell cycle; kinetochore assembly; mitotic sister chromatid segregation. The transcript has 2 exons. Gene Ontology annotation, cellular component: MIS12/MIND type complex; nucleus; chromosome, centromeric region. The coding region runs from base 1 to 1239 and encodes 412 amino acids. Lineage: Eukaryota; Fungi; Ascomycota; Sordariomycetes; Sordariales; Chaetomiaceae.
AUGGCUUCAAGAUCAGAUACAGAGCUCUUGACUGAGCACUUUGGCUACCCACCAGUUAGCCUCCUCGACGAGAUAAUCAACUCAAUUAACUUCCUCGCCGAACGCGCCCUGCACUCGAUUGAGCAGGGGCUAUUGAAUGCCCCACCUGUGUCUCUCGGUUUCCGCCCAUCGUCAAAGCACGCCCCCCGCCAACAUCACCAACAGCAAAAUGCCGGAGCUGGCGGGAUCGAGGACGAAGAGGAGACCUACCGGCGGCGACACCGCGAGGAGAUUGAGACGGGGACGCACCAGCUCGAAACCCUCCUCUGGGCGAGCAUUGACAAGAACUUUGACCGCUUCGAGAUCUACGUCAUGCGCAACAUCCUCUGCCUGCGCCCGGGCGAGAUGGAGUGGCUGCGGUUGGGGCACUACGACGGGCUCGUCUUUCCAGCUGCAAACAGGAUACCAAAUUCCGGAGGCCAACAACAAGACGGAGGAACAGCCGCGGCCGGCGGCGACGGACAGGAGGAAGAGGGAGUGGAGGAGGAUGACCGGCUUAGCGCGGAGGGCAUUAACCACCUGCGCCGCCGGCUGCAAGCGAGCCAACGCCUGCACAGCAUGCUGGUCGCCGAGCGGGCGCGCAACGCAGCGCUAUUGGGCGAGAUGCGGCGGCUGGUGGGCGGCCGGGUGGCAGGAACUGUCAAGACCGAGCCUGUCACCACUACUACUACGGCUGAACAACAAAGAAACCAACAUCAACAACCACAGCAGCAAGAAGACCCCCAGCAACAAGAACAAAAACAAAUUCAACAAAAACCCCCCUUCCAAUUCCUGCACUCCAAAGGCCACCUCACAGACGGCGACGCGACAACCCCACUCACCACAACAACUGCCUUCUCCUUAUCCCAACUCCAGGCCCUUCGAGAUUUGUCCAGGGCGUUGCGCAAUGCCAUGCCCAGCUUGGCCUCCUUGCCCGGGGAAGACGACGAAGAUGUCGCGAAGCAGGAGGAGGAUGAGGUGGACGGGAAGGGGAAGAAGAAGAGCUGGCGGAGGGAGCGGCUGGAGUAUGUCGAGACGGCGACCAAGAGGCACCUCGAGAACGUGCGCGGGCUGGAGCUGGGGCAGAAUGGGGAAGUCAGGGACGGGGAAUGGGAUGGUGGGGGCAGGAGGUUGGCGAAGGGGGAAGUGGAGAGUUUGGAGAGGGUUGUUGGCUUGCUUGGAAGGGUUGAAGAGGAGGGGGAGAGGAUGGACGAGUCGUGA